This is a messenger RNA of Anguilla anguilla (European eel), 3650 nucleotides long. Its product is annotated as tetratricopeptide repeat protein 9A. Lineage: Eukaryota; Metazoa; Chordata; Actinopteri; Anguilliformes; Anguillidae. The transcript is spliced from 3 exons. Bases 484 to 1218 code for a protein of 244 amino acids. The record is from RefSeq and is a predicted model, not a curated record. Gene Ontology annotation, molecular function: protein binding.
CAGCGUAGCAGCGCGCGCGCGGAAGAAAAAUCCAGUCCUCUGCUUCGUGAUGAUGUCUGCAUUCCCAUCUUGAGGCAGACAGGACGCCCGCAUUAUAGGCUUGGCUCAGUUUCUCUUCAUCAUCGCUCUUAAAAAAACACGAAAAUUAUAAGCUACUUCAUGUUGACAUGGUCAAAGAAAAAGACUUGAAAUAACAAUUCAAAGUAGAUACGGUAGGGUAGGGCAAUGCGCGCCGUAAUAUUAAAUUUGCUUGUAACAACAGUGGCCAAGGCUGCCGCUGGCACCACUAGAACGCACUGACGGGAAAAACACGCUACGACAUUGCGAAUACAGGGUAGGCUAUCUAAACGGCGAGAGGCAACUGUGAGAGCUCGCCAGGCUAAUUUGGGUUCAAGGGGAAUAAAUAUCCAAGCCUUGUAUUUCGGUCAACAUAGUUUGAUUAGUCGCGUGCACGGGUUAGUGUGGUUCUAUGCGAGCGUCGAAAUGAAUCAAAAUCGGGUUGGACACGAUGGGAAUUCGAGCAGAAUAGAUGGCAAUGGAACCGAUGGCAGUAUCGGCGGCAGCAACAUCGGUGGUACCUCCAGGCUUCAGCACUACGGUCAGCCUCAAAGUUGCCGGACCAGAGACGUGCGCGCCCAGCAGCAGGUUCGAACGCACAUCGGUUCAGUCGUGAAACAGCCGCCGCAUUCCGAACCUGCGGACUUAGUCAGACGUGCUUUGGACUUCAAGACACAGGGAACCCAGUGCUACAAGGAUAAAAAAUACAGGGAGGCGAUAGGCAAGUACCACCGGGCGCUGCUCGAAAUGAAGGGGCUGUGUCGGGUAUUUGGAGACCCCGAUGCCAGCUGCAAGUCGCCCUCUUCUACACUGGCAACUAUAAGUAAGACACCGCUAACGGAUGAACAAAAGGGUGCCAUGGAGAACGCCGAGCUCGAAUGCUACAACAGUCUGGCAGCGUGCCUGUUGCAGAUGGAGCUUGUGAACUAUGAGCGCGUGAAAGAGUACUGUCUGAAGGUGUUACGGAAAGAAGGGGAGAACUUCAAAGCAUUGUACCGUUCCGGGGUCGCCUACUACCACCUGGGGGACUUUCAAAAGGCCCUACACUACCUGAAAGAGUCGCAUAAACAGCAACCAUCAGACACCAACGUUAUCCGCUACAUCCAGUUGACAGAGAUGAAGAUCCGCCGUAGUGCUCAAAGGGAGAAAGAGGCCUUGUAAAGAGAGGCCGCCGUUGCUACGGAAACACUGCCAGGCAAGCCCCGCACCAGCAUCGCAACCUGGCAACGUCCCACACCUUUUUUUUUUUUGGAUGACUUUUCCAGAAGCCACAAAUUCCGGCCAGACCUCUCCUCUUCCACUGUGUUUUUGGGGGAAAGUCUGUAAGGUGCGCAUUUCUUUGGCUAUGUACAGUCGUUUUUGGAUCUAAACUCCAUAUUUUAUCGUUCCAAAUUUGGCCCGAUCAGAAAGCACCGUUCAAAUUCGUAUUAGCAUGUAGAAGGUAAGUGAUUUCCAUGUACAUUUGUGUACAUUUUGAAUGUACACAAAUACUAGUUACCCAGCAUGCUAACUGAAGCCUACAGCUCUCUCUGAAAAGUCUUGGUGACAAGCUGCUCAGUUCCAGCACACGCGCCUGCAUAGGUGUACCACCAGCUAAGUGAGCACCAAUACAUGCGUUGGACUUGGUUUUGCCACAGUUCACUCUAAUCUUUUGUAACCUUUUUUUUUUUUUUUUUAAAUCUCUGAAAAGGGAAUUCUGUUUUGUAGUUUUAAUGGAGCUCCCCCUGUGACCUACUGGCUUUUAUAUGUGGCACUUUUAAUCUUUUAUCCCUUAUGAUAUUUUCCCUUUGUGAUAUAGCAGCAUCUUUUUGUACAUCAGACAGGCCUUACGAAGUUCUGUGCACUAUUGUGUUUUAUCACACCGUACUUCACUAAACUGUUGGAAGUCACCUGUGUAUUUCUUAUAAAGAGUAUUAAGGUGGGUUCACUGUCACAUACUCUCUUAAAAGGGGCAGUUCAUCCAGAAAUUAAGUUAUGUCUCCACUUACUCAGAGUACUGUCUGUGCAUCCAGAUGGUUUCGCUGAGAUUUGACGAGUUCUAUAGAUAUCCGCUGCAGCUCACUCUGAUACAACAGACAUCAAUGGAUCUGUAGCUGUAGCGCCAAAAAUUAAUUUAAAAAAAAAACAAAAACUCAAGGUCUCUUUCCAAAUAUAAUGGCACAGUUACUCACAAACAUCCACAGACCUUAAUUUGUGCACGAUUUCAUCGAAAAUGACUUACCAAAGCAAACCAGUAUUCUGGGGCGCACUGCCAACAUUGUUUUAAAACAAGUAAAACUUCUGUUUCACCAAAACUUUAAUUUCAUUUUUGGUCUAACUGCCCCUUUAAAGGUAUUCAUAGUACAGGCAUUUUUCUACAAAUGAGUGUAAUUGCAUGGAAAGGCUUUAUUACCAAUUUGGAUUACCCACAGACCCUUGUGUAUGAGAUACUGAAUAUCCCUGAAUAUCCCAUGUGGAUUAUGCUUUAUCCAAAAGAUUAAUUAUAUUAGCACAACUAAUUCCUGAAGUGUACACAGUUUGUAAUGUAACCUGGGUGGACGUUUUUACUAUGUGGAUUUCCAGAAAUAUUCCCCGCAUGGAAUUAAUCAAAGAAUUAAUCCACUUAUUUGGAAAAAAUCUUAAUUGAGUGAGGUUUUUUUUUUGUGAGAUGUCCUUUCAUAUUGCAACACAAAGAUAACAGUGGUAUUUCUAACCGUAUGAUGACGCUUCUGCUGAUUAUGUAUAUAGUGUUUUCAUUCAGAGUGAUGGUCACGAGUGGUAUAUUGCUACCAGGCUUAUACAGUGAAAGGCUGUAGGUGGUUCCAGUGUUCCUCCCCACCACUGUGCUGUAUUAAUAUAGACCAUUGCUGUUGACUCAAAAAUAAGCACAUAUGCUACCCAGUCAUGUCCUGCUGAUCUCAGUAACUGCACUAAAUGAUCACUGUGUUUUUCAAUCUCAAAAGGAGGUUUUCUAGAGAUGUGAAUGUUACCUGCACGAUGGACCUAGUGUUGUUUUGGAAAGCACAGUAAGAUUGCACAUAAGAUUUGUAGCCAAUUAUAUAUGAUUAUAAAUCAAAAAUAAUUCAGAAUAUUAUUUGUAGGGUGCUUUUCGAGCGAUAGGUUCAGAGUGCUUUAAGUAACACCAUAAAACAUAAUGAAAAAAUGCCCAAAAAACAAAAUGCACAUUAUUGAAUAUUUAUCGCCAAUUCGGGAGAGGGGUGAGUGACUUGUGUCAGUUAAGCAUUUUGACGAAAAGCCGCCAAAUCUGGUUAUCAGGUCUGGUGUUAAUCACGUUUGUGAAAGAAACAUUCUCCUUAAUUACAGACAACUUUCCCUGAAACGAACACAAAAGCUUUAGUACUUUAAAAUACUAGCUUUGACAUUUUGACUGAAGCAUGUUGAAUUUGGUGCGGUAACGUUCAUUCAUUAACUUACAAUCAUUACUAUUGGUUUGUUUAUGAAAAAACUUUACAUGCAUUGACAAAAAAAGAAAGAAAAAAAACAUUUGAUGUUUGUAAGUGUUUGUGUAGGCAAGGUCGGGUCAUUUAUACUGCUGUCUCCACAAAAUAAACCGGUUGUAAUCACUAAUAAAGGUUAUUUCUACAGUAUGUUUA